Quercus lobata is the source of this 3845-nucleotide messenger RNA. RefSeq names its product TMV resistance protein N-like. Lineage: Eukaryota; Viridiplantae; Streptophyta; Magnoliopsida; Fagales; Fagaceae. Gene Ontology annotation, molecular function: protein binding; ADP binding. The transcript has 6 exons. Gene Ontology annotation, biological process: signal transduction; defense response. The record is from RefSeq and is a predicted model, not a curated record. The coding region runs from base 109 to 3549 and encodes 1146 amino acids.
UAUUUUUUUUUCUCUCUAAAACUGAGCACACACAAAGUUUUUUCUACCACCAAAUCGUUCAAGCCUACUGGCAUCCUCAAGUUCAAUACUUGCCGCCAACAUAUUCCAAUGUCUUCCAUUAUCUCUCAGAAGGCCUCCAUUUCCUCAUCAUUUUCAUCUUCAACACCUCAGUGGAAAUAUGAUGUCUUUCUAAGUUUUAGAGGUGAGGACACCCGCACUAGUUUUACAGACCAUCUAUAUGUUGCUUUGAAACAAAGGGGCAUAGUUACCUUUAGAGACGAGGAAAAUCUUGAGAUAGGAAAAUCUAUUUCACCGGAGCUCUUGAAAGCAAUAAAAGAAUCGAGAUUUGCAAUUGUCAUUCUCUCAAGAAACUUUGCAUCUUCAACAUGGUGCUUAAUUGAACUUACAAAGAUAAUGGGAUGCCUGAAAGAGACAACCACGACUGUUUUGCCAAUUUUUUAUGAUGUGGACCCAUCUGAUGUACGAAAACAAACAAGGACCUUUGCCCAAGCCUUUUCUAAGCAUGAAGAGUGUUUCAAGGACAACAUAGAGAAAGUGCAAACAUGGAGAGCUGCUUUAAGAGAUGUGGCAGAUAUAAAAGGGUGGCACCUACGGGAUAGGUCCGAGGCACAACUUAUCCAAGAUAUUGUGGGAGAGUUAUGGCAUAAAUUAAAUUAUGCAUUCUUUGAAGAUACUGAAGGCCUUGUAGGGCUAGAAUCUCGAGUUAAGGAAUUGGAGUCAUGUUUGGCUAUGGGCUCUAAUGAUGUUCGCAUUAUUGGGGUUUUGGGGAUGGGGGGAAUAGGUAAAACAACUCUUGCUAGAGUUGUUUUUCGUAUGGUUUCGAAUAAGUUUGAAGGUUGUUGCUUUCUUUCUAAUGUUAGGGAGGUUUUUGAAAAAGAUGGUUUAAUUCCAUUGCAACAACAACUUAUUAAAAAAAUAUUAAAUGAAAGUAUGAGUAUACAAGAUGUUGAUGAGGGAGUUUAUGUUAUCAAGAAUAGAUUAUGUCAUAAAAGAAUUCUUCUCGUUCUUGAUGAUGUAAAUCAAUUAGAACAAUUGAAAUUUUUAGUUGGGAAGCGUAAUUGGUUUGGUUCUGGUAGUAGAGUUAUCAUAACAACAAGGGAUAAGCAUGUACUACGUAUUCUUGAAGUAGAUGAAAUAUGCGAAUCUGAAGCAUUGAGAGAUGAUGAAGCUCUCCAUCUUUUGUGUUUGAAAGCUUUUAAAAAGGACCAUCCUCCCGAAGAUUAUCUAGAGCUAUCCAAAGAUGUCGUACAAUAUACUAAAGGACUUCCUUUAGCUAUUGAGAUUAUGGGUUCCUUUUUGUUUAGUAGAAGCAUCAAUCAAUGGAAAAGUACAUUAAUUAGGAUUAAAGAAUUUCCUGAACGUGCAAUCCACCAAGCACUUAAAAUAAGUUAUGAUGGACUACAUGAAACAGAGAAAAAAAUAUUCCUCUAUAUUGCAUGUUUCUUUAAUCAUGAGGACAAAAAUAGUGUAGUAAAAAAACUAGAUUAUCUUGGCCUUUACCCUGCUAUUGGAUUAGAGGUUCUAGUUGAGAAAUCUCUCAUGAAAAUGGAUGACCAUGGAGUGUGGAUGCAUGAUUUGCUACAAGGCAUGGGCAAGAAAAUAGUUCAUGAAGAGUUUCCUGAAGAUCCUGGAAAGCGUAGCAUUCUAUGGUCAUUUGAAGACAUUAACAGUGUGCUAACAAAAAAUACGGGAACAGAAGCAAUUCAAGGCAUAGUCCUUAAGUUGCGUGAAUCAAAAGAGGCAUAUUGGAAUCCGGAAUCUUUUUCAAAGAUGCAUUAUCUUAAAUUGCUCAUAAUUAGUAAUGUUCAACUUCUCCAUGAACCCAAACAUCUUCCUAUUAGCUUAAGAUUUCUUGAGUGGAGUAGAUACCCUUCAAAAUCUUUGCCAUUAAAUUUCCAAUCAAAUGAGCUUGUUGAACUUUACAUGUGUGGUAGUUGCAUUGAACAACUUUGGAAAGGAGCAAAGUCUUUUGAGAAGUUGAAAAUCAUCCAAAUGAAUGGGUCUACAAACCUUAAAGAAACCCCUGAUUUGAUCAAAGUCCCAAAUCUUAAGGAAAUGGUUCUUGAUGAUUGUUUAAAUUUACGUGAGAUUCAUCCUUCAACUCUGGUUCAUAAUAGGCUUACUCUUCUCAAUCUCAAAGGCUGUGUUAAUGUCAAAACUCUUCCAAGCAAGUUCGAAAUGGAGUCUCUUGAGGUUCUUAUUCUUUCUGGUUGCUCAAAACUAAAAAAGAUUCCAGAAUUUGGAGAAAACAUGCAACGUGUAUUAAAGCUUUAUUUGGAUGGAACUGCUAUUACUAAAUUACCUGCAUCAAUUGGGCAUUUGACCAGCCUUGUUUUAUUGAAUGUAAGAGAUUGCAAAAGUCUUACGUGUCUGCCAAGCAACAUUUUUAAUUUGAAGUUUCUUAAAGAAGUGAAUAUUUCAAGAUGCUCAAAACUUGAGAGAUUGCCUGAGAAUGUUGGGAACGCUGAAAGUGUAGAGGAGCUCGAUGUGAGUGGGACUGCAAUAAGAGAGGUGCCUCCUUCUGUUGGUCUCUUAAAAAAUCUUAAAGUGUUAUCUUUCAAUGGAUGCAAGGGGUUAUUAUCAUUUAACUCUACAUCUUGGUAUGAUCUCCUCCCUUUUUCUUCGAGGCCAAAAAUUGCAGAUCCUGUGGGAUUUUCCUUUCUAUCGAGUUUGUGUUCUUUGACUAAAUUGAAUCUACGAAACUGCAAUCUCAGUGUAAUCCCAGAUGAUAUUGGUUGUUUAUUCUCUUUAGAAGAAAUACAUCUAAGUGAGAAUAGUUUUGUUUACCUUCCUGAUAGCAUCAGUCAACUAUGUAAGUUGGAAAGGGUGUAUUUGAACAAUUGCACGAGUCUUCGAUCAUUGCCAAAGCUUCCAGUAGAUAUCGUAGAAAUUUGGGGAGAUGGUUGUACCUCACUAGAAAUGGUACCAGAUCUCCAAAAAUCUAGUUAUUUUACUAAGGGAGAGCUUUAUCUUUCAAAUUGCAGUAAACUGGCUGACAAUCAAGAUUUCAUUGACAAUUUUUUGGCAAUGAUAAGAAAGCACCAUCAGGGAUUCUCUCGUCACGGUGGAUAUGACGAAGAAGAGUUCAAUUGGAGAUAUGACAUGAUUAUUCCUGGAAGUGUAAUUCCGAAGUGGUUUAUCCAUCAAAGUAUUGGGGCUGAAGUGAAUAUUAAAGAACAUUCUUCUCAUUUGUGUGAUGAGUGGAUAGGAACUGCUAUUUGCUUUAUAUCUUCUUCUCGUCUCAGAUUUUCAAUAUCUUGUCGGUUGAUAGCAAAUGGAAAAGUAAUGUCUGCUACAAUAGUAGACGCUGGUUAUUACAAAUCUUUAAGUUUAUUAUCAGAUCAUAUUUAUCUAUGUUAUUUGCUUCCUCAAUACUACAAGGAGGAGGACAUAAAAUUACUGAACGAAUGUGAAGCAAAUGAAUUGAGUCAGAUUAGCAUUAAAAUUGAAAUAUAUGAUUUAGGCAAGGAGGUGAAGAAAUGUGGGUUCCGAAUGGUAUACAAGAAAGACAUAGAAGAUCUCAACUGAACUAUGGCUCAGAGUAGUAAUACCAGCAUCAUUCCUUAUGAGGACUUGGAUGUUAAAAAAGCAAAGAAAAUUUGUGACGAUUACGAUUGGGCUGGACCUAGUGGAGAAGGAAGCCCUAAUGAUGUGCCCCAUGGUAACUCUGAUAGUGAAGAGUAUUUUGAAUGGGGUGAGGAGAUCAGUGAUUAGCAGGAAUCUAGAUGGAAUUGGAGAAUGGGUUCAAAUACUUUGUAAGUCAAUGAAUCCAAAUUAAUUCCUAUUUUUCUCUUGAUUACCUGUAAUUCAUUGUAUUUUUUUUU